ACCGUUGCAUAAAAGAUGUGGUUCAACUAACCACUGCAGUAGUAUUCCCUCAAUCUCUCCAACCAAAUUCACACUCAGAAAGCUAUGAAUUUGAGUAUUAUUAAUGGCGUCUCUCAUCGUCUCAUCUCAACCUAUCGUCGACCACACACUAUCAUAUCCGCGAAUUUUGAACUUCCAAGUAAAUCGAUUAAGAAAUUGGCGAACAAAGAUGAUUCCGUUACGGAGAUCUCGUCUUCUUCGAAGAUUGACCGGAAUUUAGGGAUUAAAAUCACUUCGUUGACGACUGCUAUCUCAGCUGCAAGUUUGGGUUAUAGUCAGAGUGCACAUGCCUUGAAUAUGGAAGAAAUCAUGGAAAAAACUGCUUUUUCUGUUUACACAUUGGCUGAUGGAGGCCUUGGAGAUUGGUUUGGAGGCCUCAUGUAUUCAGCCGGACAGCAGGCAAAUGAAGCUGUUCAAAUUCAAUUAGGAGCUUUAAGCUUUACUAGUUUGGCAGUUAUAUUUGGUGCGGGCCUAGUGACUAGCCUUUCCCCUUGCACGUUAAGUGUUCUACCAUUGACCCUUGGUUAUAUUGGUGCAUUUGGAUCUGGAAAAAGUAGGGCGCAGAUUGUAGGUGACUCUCUUGCAUUUGCAAUGGGUUUGGCGACUACACUAGCAUUACUCGGUGUAGCAGCUUCAGUUGCUGGAAAGGCAUAUGGACAGGUGGGACAGGGUUUACCAUUGGCGGCUUCUGGUUUGGCGGUUAUUAUGGGAUUAAAUCUUCUUGAGGUAAUAGAGCUACAACUGCCUUCAUUCUUUGACAACUUUGAUCCACGUGCUGCUGCUGCUAACUUUCCUUCAAGCAUCCAAGCAUAUUUGGCUGGUCUUACAUUUGCUUUAGCUGCAUCGCCUUGUAGUACACCUGUGCUUGCCACCCUACUUGGAUAUGUUGCAGCAUCCAAGGAUCCGUUAAUAGGUGGCAGCUUACUAUUGACUUACACGACUGGCUAUGUUGCUCCUCUGCUCCUUGCUGCUUCUUUUGCUGGAGCGUUGCAGAGUUUGCUCUCUUUCCGCAAGUUCUCAGCUUGGAUCAACCCUAUGAGCGGCGCCCUACUGUUAGGCGGCGGUGUUUAUACACUUCUAGAUAAGGCUUUCCCAGCUUCCACAAUGGUCAUGUAGAUUACAUUGAUAUAUGGGACAUGAAUCACAGAUAACAUGUAUAGUUUUAUUAUUAUCCUUGAUGCACAAGUUUUUGUGUAUUACCAGAUAGUGCUUGUAUACAGUAUGACAUUUAUCUUUUUUAUUAAAAAGAAACAGAUGGCAAAAUCUUUACAAUCUUAUUA
Messenger RNA from Helianthus annuus (common sunflower), 1319 nucleotides. Its product is annotated as cytochrome c-type biogenesis ccda-like chloroplastic protein. Bases 85 to 1155 code for a protein of 356 amino acids. Gene Ontology annotation, cellular component: membrane. NCBI's taxonomy places the organism in Eukaryota, Viridiplantae, Streptophyta, Magnoliopsida, Asterales, Asteraceae. The transcript is spliced from 12 exons. The record is from RefSeq and is a predicted model, not a curated record. Gene Ontology annotation, biological process: cytochrome complex assembly.